AUGGGCUCUACCUGGACUCAUUUGCUGCCUGAUUGUGGAGCUCAGGAUAAAGAGCUGAGGAAGCAAUGGCAGCGGGCGAUCGACGAGUUUCGCGCCAUCGAAGCAUCUGAGCGCAACGUUGGCGACUUUCUCUUGGGCACCGUCGACGCGCUGGCCAACAAAUGCCCAGCGUGCUUCGGGCCGAAACGGCUCAACCGACCCCAUCAUCACACCCUCCAACUGGAUUAUAUGAUCGCGCUCGACGGCAACUUCCAGCAAACCCGAGAAAAUAAUGCGACAUACGACGUCCAAGGAAUAGUGCCGAGCUUGUUUCUGUCUGAUAAAGCCGUCCUGGACAUGAAAGCACUCGUCGAGAAUACAGCGCGGCCAACGAAGAAGGUGAGGAGCGUGAUAUAUUUGCGAUCCGCCUCGAAUACUGAGUAAUAUCGCUCCGGCCCCGUCGGAAGGCGUGCACAGAGUCGUGGAAGGCUGCUGACGGGGGCGCUGGUCGAGUCUCGUCGCGCAAGAUCGAUACAGGACUUGUCGCCGGCGUGUGCCGCCAUGAUAUCGCCCUAAAAUGGUGAAUCUUGAGAAGACCGGCGAAAAGUGAGUGUAUUGAGCUUAUGUUCUUCAACUCCAACUUGCAUUUUUACUUUCACUGCUGAUGCUCAUGCCUGCGCUCCAAUCACCUAGGCUGUACUUCGCUUUAGCCAUUGUCAAGCACAUCUCGGACCAUCUUCCCCCAGAUGCUAGGAUUGGAAUUUUGUACGACAUCGCUUGUAAUUUCAAGCACCACAUUGAGAAGGUUUGCAUUGACCACCUCGGCUCGGGCCCCUCCGAUAUGUCGUUGCUGAUCAUAUGGGCUUUGUGUUUCAACCUUUUCAGAGGCAUCUGCUGCCUGAGCUGUUUGAGCGACUCGAGUUCGCCACAAGUGUCUUCCAUGCAUACGCCCAUACCUGGGGUUGCCAGGUUGUCAGAACGACACGGUGCUGCAUUAAACCAGUCAAACAGCGCGUCGACGACCGCGCAGCCGCACUUCCACCACGCACCCAGAGACUUGUUUGUGAAUGGUUAUCCAGGAGGGAAGGAGCCCGCAAUGUUCCGAGGCGACGCGAUGAAUCUAUAGUCAAGACGUGGAUGUCAGCAGGCCCUCAGAAGCUCGUGCUCUGGUAA
Molecule: messenger RNA, 1152 nt
Organism: Microbotryum saponariae
Lineage: Eukaryota; Fungi; Basidiomycota; Microbotryomycetes; Microbotryales; Microbotryaceae
Source: the annotation of a GenBank genome assembly